AGAUGUCGUGUGCCUCAUGAGUUCAUUGACAUACGAUUUUCAUUUCUACAACUAUUUGACAGAGAAUUAAAACAAAAAUGUAUUAACUUGUUUUUAUUUGUAAUAUUAAUAUCUUAAUUCUCUAAGUGUCUAAUUGAAAUGUUCCUAGGUGUUUUAAAAGUGAAAUUAUAUUAGUGUUUAUAGUGUAUUAUUUUACUGUCACGACAAUGAAUAAAACUUGUGAAAUUUGCUCUAAAGAAGCAAGAUACAAAUGCCCAACCUGUAUGAUAUUUUAUUGUUCAGUGCCUUGCUGCAAAAUACACAGACAAAAUAAAUGUGAUGUUCUUCAAAGAGACGAAGAAGAAGAAAUGGCUAAUUUAAUAGUGAAGAGGAGAAAAAUUGAAACUAUGACUGAAUCAACAGUUCCUGAAGAUAAACUAAAACUAUUGAAUUCAAAUGAAGAAGUGAAUAAUUUGUUAACAAAUAGUCAUUUGAGAAAUUUAUUAGUGGCCAUUGAUAAGUCAGAUAAUGCUGAAGAAGUUAUGCAAAAAGCUAUGCAGGAACCAAUUUUUGUAGAAUUUGCUGAUGCCUGUCUCAAAGUUGUGGAAGAUAAAACGGAAGUUGAAGAAAACUCAUAAAAAGUCUGAUAUUUUUGCUAUAUAUAUAUAUGUUUCCUAUUUUUUUUAUAUUUUAUGAUAAUUAUAAUAAGAAUUGUGUAUAUUAUAAGGUGUGGCCAUAAAUAACGAGACUGUUUAAAUUCAAAUUUCACCUUGAAGCAUAAUCGAUUAAUUGAAGCAGAGCAUAUAAUUCGAGAUAUUUUCCGUUCUAGACAGAUUUCACAUUGGGAAACACUAAUAAUUAUGUCAAGUAUACUGUGUGAUCCAAAACUGAAAUGUUGAUUAAUAAAGUGAACUGUUUUUUUUGUGAAAGUUUCUUCAAGCAUCAUUUUCGAAUUAUUAUCAAUUAUAGUCAAAUCAUGUGGGCCAAUAUUAGGGUCUAAGUCUUUUUAAAAACCUUGAUAUCAUCAAAAGACGUGCAAAACAUAUUUUAUAAUUAAAACAUCACUAUUACUACGAGGACUAUUCAGAAAGAUAGAUGUUUUGGAAUUAGAAAAAUAAAAAAAAGUUCAUCUACAUCUGAAAGAGGAUUGAAGUUUUGCUUUUUUACAUAAUCAUGGUUUCGAAAAUUAUAGUGUGCAUGAGAGAAAACCUUUUAUUUCAAUGAGUUGAGCUGCUUUGAGCUGCUUUCUCUAACAGGCAGUUUUUUCUAUCACCAAGUUUGAGAAAAUAAAUUACAAGCACACUUUGUUUAUUCCAGAAGACAUACAUAAACUUCCUUAGUGACAAGGUCUGCGAAUAUUUUCUUGGUUUGUUUGUCUAUUCCUCCUCCAUGGACUGUUAAUUAUACCUUACAAUUGACAAUUGACGUGUCCUCAGUAACGAAUCGCAGUGCGUAUGUAGGUUUGGUAGGUUCAUUUCUUAGCCACUCAGUUAUGUGCACCUUUAACUCCUUGAUGUUUUCAAAGCGUUGUGCUGCUAGAUAGUUCCUUCUUUGUAAGAUAUUGAAUCUUUUGAUAAUUUUUUCUACUAUUGUUGAGUUGUAAUGUCCAUCAUCUACUUUUCUCUCUAUUGUGGUCGUUGUUUUAACUGAAUGCCCCAUAUCAGAUUGUAACCUACGUUUAUUAGGUUGUUACUCAAACUCACACCCUUCUCGAGAAAUUUCAAUAGGUUGCCAACAAAAAACAAAGACUGCACAUUUAUUCUUUCAUUCACAAUUUGAAUAUAAAAAGCGGGCAGUGUAAUGGUAGGUGCUGACUGAGAUGCAAAGCAUGCGGACAUCAAUACCAAAUGACAAGUAGACGCCUAGCAGUGCUAGACGUAAACGUUUCUCACUUUCUGAAUAGCCCUCGUAUUUUCUACUAAAGAGAUUAAUAUUUGUUUCGUUAUUUUUUAGUCACCCUGCUUAUUUAAAUGUUAGUAUAUUUAUUCUAAUGCCAGUUAAUUUGAGAUACCAAUUAUUUGCAAAUAUAACAUGAGUAUAUUGACAGAUAUGAAUCUGGUAAUAAAGUAACGUUCACAGCAAGUAUUAGCAGUAACAUUCUGCAGACCUUCACAGUCUUUUCACAUUUAUUUUGGGUUGCUAAUUAGAAACGGACUUUUUUGUUGAGCUUUUUUUUGGUUAAUGCAAAAGAACAAUCAUAAGCUAAGAUUGGUCUUAUUAGAGUCCCGUAGAUUUUUAUCUUCGUUCCUCUUGUUUCAGUUUGUUUAUCAGGAGGUUCAGGUUUGCAAAAUGAGCUCUAUUAUCACUUUGUAUUUUUUCCUAGUAUGGCAGUUCUUGGUUUGGCUUGUUUGAUUACAUUUGCUCAGAGAUAUUUAAAUCUAUUUACACUUUUAAAAGUUUUCGAACUAUUAUUGAAUCAUCCACUCUCCUAGAAUCUUCUGAUGGCGAUAUCUUCAUAAAUACAGUUUUAGAUUCGUUAUUAACUAAACCGAGCUCUUCACAUUUUCUUUAUAUAUCUGAAAAGUUCUCUCAGUCUUUAUUUAUGAAUAUUAUUAUAAUAUCAUCUGCAUAUUAUGCACAAUUCUGGGUCGAUUUAUUGUAUACAGUAGUUUUUUGAUUUAUUUGAUUGAUUCCUACGUGCAAUAGUAUUAUAAAUAAUGUACCUGAAAGACUAUGCCCAAGAGGAUCACUUAAUUUUUCACCUAUUUUAACUUUGGCACAAGAUUUCUGCAUUGUCAUGACAGUAUAGGUACUACUUAGGUAGCUUGUCGAUGGAGAGAUUCGCAUCAGUCGUUCAACUGUUGGUUUCUAUCAGUGGUAACAUAGUGAGCAGAACACAGGUAGAAAGAAAAGGUCGGUUACGUCGAUCAUGAACAAAGCGAAAAAAUAAAAAGUUUGAUAUGGUUUGAGAUGCCGUUCAAAAAAUGCCAAGUAAUUAUAUCAUGCCUGUCAUUGACAUAAGCCACUUUUUUCUCUUCCGUGUCACGUUCCAAAGUGCCAAACCCUCAAAAUUAAGAGUAAAGACAAAAUCAGAAACAGAAAAAUUUUAUUUUAUAAUAAACAUUAAAAUCAUUCAGCAGGUCAGACAUUUCAUUGAUUGUUAAAUUAAAGGUAACAAAUCACUUUUUAAGUACAAUUGCAACUUGCGCGUAUUAAAAAAGCCAUGAAGCAGUUAAAUUUGCAAUUGACAGAUCUUGCAUGAAUAAAUCAUCUGAGCUGUUUACUCUGUGGAUACUUUUAUGGAGAUAUAUUGCAUUGCACGUUGUCUUGCUGCAUGAUUGGCAGACCUUAGAUCAAACUAAGUGGGAAUUUUUUGAAUUGUUGCUAAUCUCCAUAUUGAAAACACUUUUUACAUUACUCACAAUUACUCUGUACGCCGCGUGUUUAGAUAACCAAGUUAUCAUAUUCAGAGACUGAAGGUAAAUUAAUUUACCUACGUGAAGGUAAACCAGUUUACUUACCUGAAGGUAAACUAGUUUACCUUCAAUCUCUGAAGACUAAAGCUUGGUUAUUGAAACAGUGUAAUUUUAGUGUUGGUGUAGGGGUAGUGUAAAAAGUGUGCUCAGUAUAUAGAUCAGUUUGUUAAUUAAUCUAUUAUAUGCAGUUUUGUUGUAUAUUUCAUUUAUGUAUUUUCGGACUACACAGACCUCUAUCUUUUAUUUUAUUUUAUAAAGUUCAUUUGCACUGCCAGUUUAGCUAUAGGAGAAAAUAUAAAUGACACUAUGAAUACUUAUAAUCAAACGAACAGAAAGUGCCAGACUGAUUACUAGAUGUUACUACUCAUGUUAAAUCUUCAGUAUUGUAAGAAGUAAGCAUUGUCAACCAAAAACAAAAUAACUAUAAUAAAUAUGGGCUCAAUUAGUAGAGUUAAAUAUCAUGGAAAAUAAACUGUAGAAUAUGUAAAACAGUUUCAAUAUACGGGUAAUUGAAACUAAUAUUUUUCAGUCCUCGUCUAGUAAACAAAAAAAAAGUUUUUUAACCAAAUUCUGGUUAAUUCAUCGAGAUAGUUUCGUUCGAGAGUGAUACAAUCAGUCCAACGCCCUUUCAGCCCCUCUUGCCAUUUUUAUAUAGAAAUUACUCUUUUGUCCCCUCCCUUAAAAUUCCACUUUCUCAUUUGAUUGAUAUUUCUUACACUGGCGAAUUUUUUUCAGCUAGUAGUUGCAAGGAGCCAGAUCUGAAUGAUAUGGCACAUGCAGAUAUUCAAUUAAUUGAAUUUCACUAUCGUUUUUAUUCACUCGGUGCAUUGAUGAAGAAGAAUUUGUUUUCUUUUGCAGAUGGGGUAAUUUUCUUGUAAUCUCCUUCAAUACAUUGAAAUUCGAUGAGCGAACCCAAAAUGAGGCCAUAAUCUUGCCAGUCGAUUGUUACGUUUUUACUUGAUUCGGACGUAUAUUGUCGUGUCCAAUCCUUUCAUAUGAUGUUUUAGCUGUGUCCUGGUUUUUUCUAUGGCAAGGAAUCGCGGCACCCAUAUGAAUACAAGCUUUUUCAAUUUAAAAUUUUAAUGAAAAUAGUGUAAACUCUUCCAUGAUGUCUAUUGUCUGUCUUUACUUCAAUUUGCGCUUUUUCAUCACUGUUUUCAAGACUAUUAACAUGUAAUGGUGUAACUGGAUCGUCCUGAUCGUUGACCACUAUAGCUACUUGUGUCAUGUAUAAAUAGUGAAUAGUCACUAUUAUAAUUAUAAAGCUAAGCGUUUAAUUCAAUGUUAAUUUUUCCUGUUUGGAAAUAAAGCUUGAUCAAUUCCUUUUUUAUUAAUAAAAAAAGGUUUAAUAUGGAAAUGUGUAACAAACAAAAUAUUGGAGGAAAUGAACUCAAAAUUUGACAUCUGUCGUUUGAAAUAUGAUAUUUUAAGGGAGAAAUAUAAAAAUGGAAAUUAUGGACACCCCAAUAUGUCGGACCACAUCAUAUAUAACUAAUUCCUUUCUCUCCCAUACAUCUUAUACAAUAAAACUUUGAAGAGAAAAAAUCUUAUUGUACCUAGUUAUGUUUCCAUAUGAUUAGAAUAUCAUUAUACAGGGUCUGUCCCAUAAUGUAGUUUGAUUUGGUGUCAAUAUAACUGUAUUCGUUAAUGGUUGUUCAAAAUAUGAGAGCUUUUAAAGAUAUAUAUCAUUUUUUUUUGCAUUACGCGUCAAUUUUGUAAAAUAAAAUUGUUAUUUUAAUUACGUGUGAAUCCAAUACACUUUGUUUCAAAUUUCGCAUAUAUUUAAUAUAAAUUAGUAUUUAUGUAAGAAAUAGACUGCACGUCUAAAGACGUUUAAUAUUAACGUUGUGAUAAUUUAAAUAAAUAAUGUUUUUGGAAUAAAUAGUUUCAUAGUUUUGUUUAUACCCAAUGUUUACAUAUCAAUAAAGAUCUGAAUAUGA
Diorhabda carinulata is the source of this 5335-nucleotide messenger RNA. RefSeq names its product zinc finger HIT domain-containing protein 3. Gene Ontology annotation, molecular function: protein binding. The record is from RefSeq and is a predicted model, not a curated record. Bases 207 to 617 code for a protein of 136 amino acids. Gene Ontology annotation, biological process: box C/D snoRNP assembly; maturation of LSU-rRNA from tricistronic rRNA transcript (SSU-rRNA, 5.8S rRNA, LSU-rRNA); snoRNA localization. NCBI's taxonomy places the organism in Eukaryota, Metazoa, Arthropoda, Insecta, Coleoptera, Chrysomelidae. The transcript has 3 exons. Gene Ontology annotation, cellular component: nucleus; pre-snoRNP complex.